AUGGUACCGCACGCGACGUCGCCCUACGAACGGCACCCCUCAGACUCGCCAGCAGAACCGACAACCUACAAGUUCCCCGACUUUACGCAGCCAAUUGAUGAGGAGGCAGUUGAAGACAUAUCGCGCGGUCCCAGUCCGAAGCCAUUACCCAAUGGCCUACCGCCUGGACUGCAUUCGAGCGAGAGAUGGCCGUACAAGAAGCAGUCGGCGCUCAAUGGGGCCGCCAGUCGAGCGACAGGCAGCGCGCUGCAUGGCAGACAGAGGAGCUUGAGCGAGGCGAUACAGAUUGUGAGGACGAGGAAGGCGAGCAUUAGCGAGAAUGCGCAUGAAAUAGCGGAUGCUUUGAAAGCGCCCGUGUCCUACAAGCUUGUGAUGCUAUGCGGAAUCUGGUUCACGAGUUCCAUCAUGUCCAACACCUCCUCCAAGGCCAUCCUUACAGCGCUACCGAAGCCUGUGACAUUGACGGUCAUGCAGUUCGCUCUGGUUUCGUUCUGGUGUGUCUUCCUCUCCUGGCUCGCGAAGCACAACGCUUCCGUACGGAACAGCCUGCCAGUGCUCAAGAAUGGCAUCAGGAAGCCAAGCUGGGACAUCAUCGUCAUCACCCUUCCUUUGACUGCGUUCCAGAUUGGAGGCCACAUCCUCAAUUCCGACGCCAUGUCCCGGAUACCGGUAUCUUUGGUCCACACCAUCAAAGGCCUGUCGCCACUGAUGACAGUGGUGGCAUACCGGGUCUUCUUCGACACCAAUUACUCGACCCCGACCUACCUCUCCCUCGUCCCACUUACCUUGGGUGUAGUCAUGGCAUGCUCGGCAAGCUUCAAGGGCAACUUCUUGGGCCUAACUUACGCCUUCGGAAGUGCGAUACUGUUCGUGACACAGAACAUCGUUUCCAAGAAGCUCUUCAACGAAGCAGCAAAAGCCGAAGCAGAUGGCAUGCCGGUCGGGCGCAGGAAGCCGGACAAACUGAACCUACUUUGCUACUCAUCAGGACUGGCGCUUCUCGUCACGUUUCCAAUCUGGGUCUGGUCAGAAGGCCAGGAUCUGGUGCGCGACUACUUACACGACGGCUCCAUCGACCUCCGAGACCGACCUGAUGCGCUUGACCAUGGACGGCUAGCUCUCGAGUUCCUGUUCAACGGCACCUUCCACUUUGGACAGAGCCUGGUUGCAUUCGUGCUACUAGGCAUGGUCUCACCAGUCACGUACUCAGUCGCGAGCUUAAUCAAGCGAGUCGCCGUCAUUAUCUUCGCUAUCGUCUGGUUCGGCAACCCAAUGACAAAGAUACAAGGUUUCGGGUUCGCACUCACGUUCCUGGGUCUAUACCUCUACGACCGGACGUCCGAUGCUGCCAAAGCGGACAAACGCGCCAGACAGCACAUGGAGUCGUCCCAACCACUGCUACCAGUCAACACCUCAUUUAACAAGAAAGACCAAGCACCAAGCUUCACGCAGUCGCCACUCAGCGCAGGCGGCAGAACAGGCAGAGCGAGCCCUUUUGCGGGUGGGUCGAGCUACGCAAAUGGUGAGCCCGUAGGAAGUGGACCUGGCAGACCCAACAGCAAUGGCAAUGGUGCUCCUAAUGGAGUACCAAUCUCUCUUCCCUUGGGAACGAAGGCUGAAGAGACGUGGGCGCAAGGCGAUACUGGUACACCGAAAGUUGUAUGA
Messenger RNA from Saxophila tyrrhenica, 1665 nucleotides. RefSeq lists its product as uncharacterized. Gene Ontology annotation, molecular function: phosphoenolpyruvate transmembrane transporter activity; antiporter activity. Gene Ontology annotation, cellular component: endoplasmic reticulum; Golgi apparatus. Gene Ontology annotation, biological process: phosphoenolpyruvate transmembrane import into Golgi lumen. Lineage: Eukaryota; Fungi; Ascomycota; Dothideomycetes; Mycosphaerellales; Extremaceae. The transcript has 2 exons. The record is from RefSeq and is a predicted model, not a curated record. Bases 1 to 1665 code for a protein of 554 amino acids.